AUGGAGGAAGCCAGUGAUGGUAUCCGCAGCGGCCACCUCCCCGUACACGGCGGGGAGCUCCACAAGCCUGGCUCCAUGCAAGGGGCGUGGCUUGGGUCAGCAGCAGGUUUAAAGCUCAAGAAUGACGCUGGCAAUUAUCAUUCCACUUCUGGUUCUGCCUCAGAAAUACCAGCAUCGGGAUGCAAAGUGUCAAAAAGGCCCAGAACGAAAGUUGCCCAAAAAACAGCAGGCGAGGAAAAUCAUGACAGUGCACACAGGCUUCAGAAGCAGCCUCAGGCUUUGCCAAAGACGAAAAGAAAUAAACUUUGGACUUGUGAACAAGAGCUUCCAAAACGUAGAGAUCUGCAUGGAGAAGGCUACACAGGGAAGAAAGCUUUUAAAUGUCAGGAAUGUGGGAAGGACUUCAGAGUUAGCUCUGGUCUUUUGAAGCACCAGCGAAUUCACACUGGACAGAAACCGUAUAAAUGCCAACAGUGUGGCAGGAGGUUUCGAUGGAGUUCAGACCUUAAUAAGCACGCUGUGACACACCAGGGAAUAAAACCAUAUAGAUGCUCAUGGUGUGGGAAAAGCUUUAGUCAGAACACAAAUCUACACACACACCAAAGAAUUCACACAGGAGAGAAACCCUUUCGAUGUCAUGAAUGUGGGAAAAGAUUCAUUCAGAAGUCCCACCUUAUCAAACACCAGAGAACCCACACAGGUGAGCAGCCUUAUACUUGUAGCAUAUGCGGGAGAAGCUUUAGCAGGCGGUCGAGUCUUCUUAGACACCAGAAAAUCCACAGGAUAAAGGAGAUCCCUGUGAUACAGUCUCCUAGAGACCCGUUCUUCCUAUCAGCCUUCACCAUCUCAGAAAAAAGGGAGAUACAUGUGCCCAUGAGGACACAGCACUAA
Molecule: messenger RNA, 891 nt
Organism: Carlito syrichta (Philippine tarsier)
Lineage: Eukaryota; Metazoa; Chordata; Mammalia; Primates; Tarsiidae
Product: zinc finger protein 75D-like
Exons: 3
Coding region: 1-891 (296 amino acids)
Biological process (GO): regulation of transcription by RNA polymerase II
Molecular function (GO): DNA-binding transcription factor activity, RNA polymerase II-specific; RNA polymerase II cis-regulatory region sequence-specific DNA binding
Source: RefSeq, a predicted model, not a curated record